Messenger RNA from Cladocopium goreaui, 911 nucleotides. The record is from the annotation of a GenBank genome assembly. NCBI's taxonomy places the organism in Eukaryota, Dinophyceae, Suessiales, Symbiodiniaceae.
CAAGCCAGAGGAAAUCUUGUGGAUUUCAGGAAAUUUCAGGUGUUCGUUCGAGUGUUCUCGCCUGCAUCGCCAUGCCACGCGACAAGGACGUCUACUUUGCCAAGCUUGCGGAGCAGGCGGAGCGUUACGAUGACAUGGCCGACUACAUGAAGGCGGUGGGCGACGACGGCAACGAGCUCUCCGUUGAGGAGCGCAACCUGCUGUCAGUGGCCUACAAGAACACGGUGGGAUCCCGCCGCGCUGCUUGGCGCAUCAUUUCGAGCGUCGAGCAGAAGGAGAAGUCCAAAGGCAACGAGGCACAGGCAGGCUAUGCCAAGGACUACCGCGUGAAGGUGGAGGAUGAACUGCAGAAGAUUUGCGACACCAUCCUGAAGCUCUUGGAUCAGGGCCUCAUCCCAAAAGCCACUCAGGCAGAGUCCAAGGUAUUCUACCAGAAGAUGAAAGCUGACUAUUACCGCUACAUUGCAGAGUUCCGCAGCGGUGAUGAGAAGAGCAAGGCGGCCGAGGAGGCUCGCAAGGCUUAUGCCGAUGCUGCAAAGGUGGCCAAGGAUGACCUGGCCGUGACUCAUCCUAUUCGCUUGGGCUUGGCACUGAACUACUCCGUGUUCAUGUACGAGGUGCUCAAUGAUCCAGAUGAAGCGUGCAAGAUGGCCCGCACUGCAUUUGAGGAUGCCAUUGCCGAAUUGGACAACGUGGCUGAAGAUUCCUACAAGGACUCGACGCUGAUCAUGCAGCUUUUGCGAGACAACCUUACCCUCUGGACUUCUGAUCAGGAAGCCGGAAAUUGAGGCUAUAAUUGAUGGGCAGUCAGCAAGAGUACAAUACGACAGUUGUGAAUAGCUGAUCUGCCACGCCUUGGGAGAUUGGGGGAACCAUACAGAAGGCAAUGAGUAACACUGUGCCGAAGAAAA